Mobula hypostoma (lesser devil ray) is the source of this 2039-nucleotide messenger RNA. Its product is annotated as matrix metalloproteinase-17-like. NCBI's taxonomy places the organism in Eukaryota, Metazoa, Chordata, Chondrichthyes, Myliobatiformes, Myliobatidae. The transcript is spliced from 10 exons. Gene Ontology annotation, molecular function: metalloendopeptidase activity; zinc ion binding. The record is from RefSeq and is a predicted model, not a curated record. Gene Ontology annotation, cellular component: extracellular matrix. Gene Ontology annotation, biological process: proteolysis; collagen catabolic process; extracellular matrix organization. The coding region runs from base 161 to 1861 and encodes 566 amino acids.
GGUGUGAGUGAGAAAGGGAGGGGGCAAAGGAGGGACAGACGGGAGGGGAGGUAAUCGAGGCAGGUCCCAGGUGAAGAGGGGCACAGCAGGACACAAAGCGCAACAGGAUAAAGCCCAGCAGGUCUGCUUGUGGCGCGGAAGGUUUGCGUUGCUCGGAAACAUGUUGGAGAGGAUAACCCCAGCACCAGCAACGAUCCCGCUCAUCUGGACCAUCCUGACCUUUGCCGAAUUAAGCAGGAGCGAGCAGCCAGCGGCCCAGGACAUCAGCAAAGGAGUGGACUGGCUGACCCGUUAUGGUUACCUGCCGCGCCCGGACCCUAUGACGAACCAGCUCCGGACCCUGGGGAGCUUGACCAGUGCCAUCAAAUCCAUGCAGAGAUUUGCUGGGAUUGAGGAGACUGGAAUUCUCGAUCAGAGAACGCUGGAAAUGAUGAAGAAGCCGAGGUGCUCGCUCCCCGACAUUAUCGGCACCUCGGAGAUGAUGAGGAGGAGGAGGAGGAGGAGGAGGAGGAGGCGGUAUGCGCUGUCUGGAAACACCUGGGGGAAGAAGGUUCUCACCUGGAGGAUCAAUAAGUAUCCACAAGUAGCUGACCUGCGUCAGGAGGUAAUUACUAAUCUGCUACACUACGCCUUCUGGGUGUGGAGCAACGCCUCACCUUUGGAGUUCCAACAAUCGAGUGGGGAUGUAGACAUCCUCAUUGAGUUUGGGAGAUCUCAACAUGGUGAUGCAUACCCAUUUGAUGGAGCGGGGGGCACUUUGGCGCAUGCCUUCUUCCCAGGGGAUUAUCCGAUAUCUGGAGAUACCCACUUUGAUGAAGACGAGACCUGGACCUACAACAGUGAAAAAGGUACAGACCUGUUUGCUGUUGCCAUCCAUGAGUUCGGACACGCAGUUGGCCUCAGCCACUCCUCUGCAGGACAAUCGAUAAUGAAGCCUUACUACCAGGGUCCCGCCGGAGAUGUACGGAAUUAUCAACUACCUCAAGAUGACGUCUAUGGGAUUGAACAACUGUAUGGCAAGAAGCAAUCAGCUGGGAAUACACCCGACGACGAUCCAGCUCUCAGUCCACGAAUCCCCGACGUUCCUUACCCACACCCUAGUAGCAAGCCUGGGUAUGAAUCCCCUGAUCGCUGUGCGGUAACAUUUGAUGCUGUUGCUAAUAUCCGAGGAGAAUCCUUCUUUUUUAAAGACCAUUACUUCUGGCGCAUACAACGUGCCGGCAACCUUGUCUCCCUGAAUGCGGCACAGAUCAAGAAUUUCUGGCAAGGGUUACCGGCGGACUUGAAGAGAGUUGACAGCGUCUACGAGAGGAUGACGGACCACAAGAUCAUCUUCUUCAUAGGGUCUCAGUAUUGGGUCUUCACCAACACACAGGUGGAGCGUGGCUAUCCACGGUCCAUUAGGGACUUUGGCCUGCCAGUAGACAGCGUGGAUGCGGUCUUUGUCUGGGCCCACAACGGCAAAACCUACUUCUUCAAAGACGACAUGUUCUGGAGAUUUGAUGACCAGCAGCAAAGAAUGGACGUGGGUUACCCCAAGAAAACGAGUCUUUGGAAAGGUGUGCCUUCUCAGCUGGAUGACAUCAUGGGCUUCUCUAAUGGUACAACAUACUUCUUCAAAGGGCAGACCUACUGGAGGAUGAAAGCUGGUGAAAUUGAGGCAGAAUCUAAGGGUUCGACACAUCGUGACUGGAUGCACUGUGACUUCCCAGAAGAACCUCCUGCACCUAAAGACCCCAGGGCCGAGGGCUGCAGCUGCAUGCAGGAUUCGAAUGCAGGCUGGGUCCCGAGACCCAGUAGGGCCCUGCCACUGGCUGUUCUGGUGGCCCACCUCUGCAGGCAGUACCUCCUGUUGAACUGAACUCUGAGAUGAUGCUGUCCCAUCGUCUCCAACUGGCACCCCCUUGGAAAACCUUUGUCACAGGGCUCGAAAAGAACACAGAGAAAGUGCACACCUUAGGCUUCAUCUCCAAUGUCCAAGGAGAGAAGUCUGGAGGUUUUCUGAGGAGGGUGUUUUGUGAAAAUUAAUUAAAAUCACU